Molecule: messenger RNA, 690 nt
Organism: Botrytis fragariae
Lineage: Eukaryota; Fungi; Ascomycota; Leotiomycetes; Helotiales; Sclerotiniaceae
Product: putative 40s ribosomal protein s14 protein
Exons: 4
Coding region: 27-479 (150 amino acids)
Biological process (GO): ribosomal small subunit assembly; translation; maturation of SSU-rRNA from tricistronic rRNA transcript (SSU-rRNA, 5.8S rRNA, LSU-rRNA)
Cellular component (GO): ribosome; cytosolic small ribosomal subunit
Molecular function (GO): structural constituent of ribosome; mRNA 5'-UTR binding; small ribosomal subunit rRNA binding
Source: RefSeq, a predicted model, not a curated record
CAAUCCUUCAGCAACUAACCGUCAACAUGCCUCCAAAGAAAGCAGCACGCCCAGCGCAAGAGAACAUCAACCUUGGUCCUUCGAUCAGGGAAGGUGAACUCGUUUUCGGUGUCGCCCGUAUUUUCGCAUCUUUCAACGAUACCUUCGUUCACGUCACUGAUCUUUCUGGCCGCGAAACCAUCUGCCGUGUUACCGGUGGAAUGAAGGUCAAGGCCGAUCGUGACGAGUCUUCUCCAUACGCUGCUAUGUUGGCUGCUCAAGAUGUUGCUACCCGCUGCAAGGAAUUGGGCAUCACUGCUCUCCACGUCAAGAUCCGUGCUACCGGAGGUAACGGAACCAAGACCCCAGGUCCAGGUGCUCAAUCUGCUCUCCGUGCCCUUGCCCGUACCGGCAUGAAGAUUGGCCGUAUCGAGGAUGUUACCCCAACUCCAUCCGACAGCACCCGUCGCAAGGGAGGUCGCCGUGGUCGUCGUUUGUAGACGUGUCAAUUCUUUGGCUACACGCAUGGAGCAGAAUAUGGGUUUUAUCGUGCAAUUGAUGACAACUACGCGGGGAACGGCAUUUACUGCCUGGUCUCCAUAUCUGAAAUCUGAAAUCUGGGCUUGGAUCGACCUUGUCUCAUUUGUCACAUAAGCGCUUUAGCAAAGUGCAGCCAUGAAUAUCACGAAUUUUCAAAUGACUUCAAUCAAA